AAGGACAGCAGGGACGCCUCGGGUUUGGAUUCCGUGGUUUGCAACUCCUUGAGGGCUGGGCUGGGCUGAGCUCUGCUGCGGCUGGCGGGCUUUGGGCGCUCUGAUCUAGCACUUCCCUUUGAAAUCUACCCCCUCUUUUUUAAUUUUUUUAAACCAGCGCUGGGCUUUUUCAGACAAGUGCGUCUCCUAACCAGGUCACAUUUCAGCCACGACCCACUAUCCGCCUGUUACUGGAGUCAGACCGCAGGAGGAGGGCUGAGGAAGACGACAGCGUUUGCUUCGCCAACCGCGGGCUGAGAGAAAGGACCUUAAAAUACUGCAGAAGUCAAGACCCGCCAGGUCGAACCCAGACCACGAUGCGUGCCCCGGGCUGCGGGCGGCUGGCGCUGCCGCUACUGCUCCUCGCCGCGGUCGCCUUGGCCGAAGGCGACGCCAAAGGGCUCAAGGAGGGCGAGACCCCCGGUAAUUUCAUGGAGGACGAGCAAUGGCUGUCGUCCAUCUCUCAAUACAGCGGCAAGAUCAAGCACUGGAACCGCUUCCGAGACGAGGUGGAGGAUGACUACAUCAAGAGCUGGGAAGAUAAUCAGCAAGGAGAUGAAGCCCUGGACACCACCAAGGACCCCUGCCAGAAGGUGAAGUGCAGCCGUCACAAGGUGUGCAUCGCCCAGGGCUACCAGCGGGCCAUGUGCAUUAGCCGCAAGAAACUGGAGCACAGGAUCAAGCAGCCUGCCCUGAAACUCCAUGGAAACCAAGACACCAUCUGCAAGCCCUGUCACAUGGCCCAGCUUGCCUCUGUCUGUGGCUCUGACGGCCACACGUACAGCUCAGUGUGUAAGCUGGAGCAGCAGGCGUGCCUGAGUAGCAAGCAGCUGAUGGUGAGAUGCCAGGGUCCCUGCCCCUGCCCCACGGAGCAGGCCACCACCUCCAGCACCGAUGGCAAACCAGAGACCUGCACGGGUCAGGACCUGGCUGACCUGGGGGAUCGGCUGCGGGACUGGUUCCAGCUCCUCCAUGAGAACUCCAAGCAGAACGGCUCAGCCAGCAGUGGAGCCAGCCCUGCCAGUGGCCUGGACAAGAGCCUGGGGGCCAGCUGCAAGGACUCUAUCGGCUGGAUGUUCUCCAAGCUGGACACCAGUGCCGACCUCUUCCUGGACCAGACGGAGCUGGCUGCCAUUAACCUGGACAAAUACGAGGUCUGCAUCCGCCCUUUCUUCAACUCCUGCGACACCUACAAGGAUGGCCGUGUCUCCACCGCUGAGUGGUGCUUCUGCUUCUGGAGGGAGAAGCCCCCGUGCCUCAUGGAGCUGGAACGCAUCCAGAUCCAGGAGGCUGCCAAGAAGAAGCCAGGAGUCUUCAUCCCAAGCUGUGAUGAAGAUGGCUACUACCGGAAGAUGCAGUGUGACCAGAGCAGUGGCGACUGCUGGUGUGUGGACCAGCUGGGCCUGGAGUUGACCGGCACCCGCACACACGGGAGCCCUGACUGUGAUGACAUCGUGGGCUUCUCGGGGGACUUUGGGAGCGGUGUCGGCUGGGAGGACGAGGAAGAGAAGGAGACGGAGGAAGCAGGCGAGGAGGCUGAGGAGGAGGAGGGUGAGGCAGGCGAGGCAGACGACGGAGGCUACAUCUGGUAGAUGGCCCGAAGGGGGCCGUGGCAGGCCAGGGGGCCGCGGCCAGGGGACGGGCCAGCAGAGACCUGGACAGAAGCAGACAGCUUACGAAUGGAUCCGGAGAAUACAGUUGGAAGGACCCUGGCUCCAACCGGGAGGACUGGAAGUGUGAGUGUGCAUGUCACACAUAUGGCACGUGUGGCCAGGAUGUGCGCUUGCGUGUAUGUGUGUGUGUGUGUGUGCGCGUGCGUGCGUGCGUGUGUGUGUGUGUGUGUGUGUGUGUGUGUAGCAUGUGCUGACAAACGUGUUCUUGGUCCACACUGCUCCUGGCAGAGUGAGUCACCCAAAGGCCCCUGCGGCCUCCUUGUAGUUUUCUUUCCAUUUGUUGUUGGUUUAACAAUCUACACACUUGCACACAUAUACCCACAGAAAGGUCAAAACUGAUGAAAUAAAAUGCCCCCAGCGACGUCGUCUGGCCGUAUCCAGGCCUGCCCUGGUACCCUUGUCCUGAUUGGUCACCCCCGGCUCUGCCCACCUUGCCUCCCCUUUCCGGGGUCAGUCUCUGGCCUGCGGGCAUGUCCCCAUUGCAGACGGGAGGGAAGACAAGGAACUGUCUGCUGGCUGCAGGUCUUCCCCAAGCUGGACUGAUUUGGCUGUGACAGCCCCACCAGCCUCCAAUGAGAUAGGCCUGGACACCCACCGCAACAAGCCCAUUCCUUUUGUCAGACUCCCCAGCACUAGAAAACUCUCCAAACCCAGGCCAGCGUGACUCGAGGUGGCGAGAGGGAGCUGGGGCACAAGCAGAGAAGCAUGGGGAGAGGAAGGCCUUGCCACACUGCCCAUUGCCUGGGGGUGGAGUUGGGUAUGGAGGAGAAAGGGCCGGCUGGGCAGGGAGUCUGCCACUGCAAAUCUGGGUGGAGAUUUGAGGAGUGGAGACAGGGCAGCCCUGAAUGCCAGACCCGGAACCGUCAGCCUCUUUCUGUGGGUCUCAGGUGGGGGCUGUUCCUUUGGAGGCGAGGGGCAGUUGUUAUGCCGGUGAGCUCUGUGUGGCCACAUGGAGUGGUGCACCAGCCCGUCCCCCUUGCUGGGGUCCCCUGGUUUACUCGGGGAGCCUGAGGAUGAGGCAGCAGGUGAAGAGUCUGGGUCUUGGUGAGGCUGUGUGUGUGUGUGCCCACCUCCUCCCUGACCCUUUAAUAAGUGCUCCUCUCCCAGCCAGACCGACAGAAAGGGUUGUCCUUGAGACCCUGUGAAGGAGGAGCAGUGGAAGCCUGCAACCUUCCUGCCCUCAGAGACCGUGACCUUCCUCCAUCUCUCCUCCAGGGCGAGGUGCUUGUGUGCCAUGGGCCAUUUCCAGUCCCACUCCUUUCAGCCUCUAGGGUUUUCUUUGUUCCCUUUGCGGUUCCCCUAGGGCUGCUGUACUGGAGGGGCUUUUCCAAGCUCUGAAGUAAAUAUUCUGGAGUUGUGAAAAGUCAGAGGGGAUGGGACUGGGACAGCUAGGCCCUGAGGCCACACCUUGCUGUUUCCCCAAAUCUCUUUAUCAGGUGGGAGCCGGAGUGGAUGAGAAGGUGCCCAUGUCCCCCCUCUGACCCAAUCUGCCCAGUUCUCCCUUAACACCGCUGAUGCAGAAUCUCUUACCCAGACUUGGGCCACUGAUGCCCUUGGGUGCAUGGUGAGUGCAGUGUGAGUGUGAGUGUGUGUGUGUGUGUGUGUGUGUGUGCGCGCGCGUGUGCCCUUGUGUGUGAGCCUAGGGGCCAUCCCUGGGGGCCUGGGAUAUGAGGAGGGACACCCUGCGUGCUGGGUGGGCGGCAGGGUGUGGGGUCCAUGCAGCGAGGUUCCCUGUGCAAGGCUCCCGCCUGGCUCUCCCAGCUUUUGCAGCAUCCGCUGCAUCCGUUGGACUUUAUGGAAGAACCUCGUCUAGUCCACCCCUUAACUGCAUCCUGGAAUCCACAUCUUCCAAGUCCUCUCUUGGGGGAAAUAAGGAAACUCCAGCUAGCCCCCUAAACCGCUUCUCAUUCUGUAGCACAGUUCUGGCUGUUCAGGUGUCACGCUGUUCCAGGUCCCCCACAUCCCGUCUCCCCACUGUCCCCUUCCCUGUCCUCCCACCUCCUCCCUCUGGCCCCCGGCUCAGUUCAGUUCAGGGAUAUGUCCUUCACGUCAGCCCUCUGCUCUCUGAGCAGCAGCUUCUCCCACUCGGAGCUACUUGAAACUUCCUGCUCUCACUAGGAUUUAAGUCUGUCUGUCUCUUCCCUCUGCCCCAGCUCAGACUUCUGGAAUGUCCUCUGGGGCACGGCUGUUAAGGAUGCUGGGGCAUUGUGGGGUGGGAGGGCAGGGAGGAAGGGGCGCCUCUCUUACUGUUAUCCUCCUCUCCCGGGGGUGCAUAUGCUCUCUCUGUGUCUUCUGGUUGUGCACGUUUUUAUGACCUUGUAAAUAUGUUGUAGAAAGAAAGCAAAAGGCAUUGAACUGGACCCUGGUGAGACUCAGGGGUCCAGCCUUGCCCUCCCUGCCUCUGAAGCCCCCACACUGCUUUUCACCUAACUCUCUGAGACAGGGGUCCCCCAAAACUAGACAAAGCAGCUUGUGCCCAGUGAGCUGAAGGCCUGCCAGUGACUUCUCAUCAGACAAGCUGCAGGUUUCCUCGUGGUCAGGGUUUCAGGGUGGUCCUUUCUCAGCACCUUGGAUGUGUCCCCUUGAUUAAGCUGCCCACCACCUGGCCCUCCCACGCUCCUCCACUUGGAUGUCCUUCUUCCGUCCUGUCCCCACUCCCCUGGCUGAGGCAGGCAGCAGAAUUAGGGCUGUGUUGAAAAGAGCUCAACCAAAAUAUUCAAAACAGUUUCUUGCCUGGCCCUGGAGCUGCCCAAGGCCUCCUUACCCAUGCUGGGAGAUAUGGGUGUGUCUAAGACGGGGUAGGCUGGAGUUGGAGAGAACAAAUGUGCCUUGAGAGACUACUACUCAGAGAGGGUCCAAGGGUGAUGUGGGAGGAGGCGUGGCAUGGAGCUCAGGAAGGAGGGAGAGGCUGCUGAGACUGAUGGGGCAUCAUGGCCUCUCUCUUGUCCUGCUGGGGCUGUGACAGCAUGGGGUCAUCCUUCCUUCCUCAUGCCAGCCUGCUUGGUUUUAGUGGGCAGGCCACCCACUCAGUCUUUCAUGAGUUCCAUCUACUUCCAGUUCACCUCUGAGUGGGUGGGUCCAUUGGGAUUAACAUGGGAACUCUCCAUUUCACCAAAGCCUCACCCUCAGCCCUUGGGGGGGAGAAAAAAUGGCUAAUCUGCUGACACCUGGCAUCAUCGUGAGGCUGUGGGCUGGCAGGGGUCAAAGGGAAGAGCCACUGGGGGUGCAGAAGGGGACUGGAGACAUCCCAAGGAAGUCCCAAGCAGAGCAAACUGCUUUAUAGCCUGAAGCUACUUAAACUGUGUCAUGUGCAAUAACUGAGCUUAGAAUUAAGAAUUGUGUUCAAGUGCUUGGAUUUCCGUCUGUAUAUUUAAGUGCUGAAAUUGUAUCUCUCAGUAAUUUUAGAUGUCUUUUAAAAAAAUCGAAAAACAAAGUGUUAGACCGUGUGUGUGCAUUGAUGGGCACUCAAGCGUCCCGUGGAUCACCCCACCCUCUCCCUUUCCCCUGUGCCCCCCCACCCCUCACAUUCCAGCCCCCUCCUCCACUUGGGUACUCUGCCUCGUGUUGUCUUUAUCUGCCUAUUACUCAGCCUAAGGAAACCAGUACACUCCACACAUGCAUAAAGGAAAUCAAAUGUUAUUUUUAAGAAAAUGGAAAAUAAAAACUUUAUAAACACCA
Messenger RNA from Hipposideros armiger (great roundleaf bat), 5390 nucleotides. RefSeq names its product SPARC (osteonectin), cwcv and kazal like domains proteoglycan 2 (gene SPOCK2). NCBI's taxonomy places the organism in Eukaryota, Metazoa, Chordata, Mammalia, Chiroptera, Hipposideridae. The transcript has 12 exons. The coding region runs from base 357 to 1631 and encodes 424 amino acids. Gene Ontology annotation, biological process: anatomical structure development. The record is from RefSeq and is a predicted model, not a curated record. Gene Ontology annotation, molecular function: calcium ion binding; extracellular matrix binding; protein binding.